CCUCUGGUGGCGUCCUGGUGGCAUGACAUAGCAGGCGGCUGAAUCCGCUGCAGUAACAGCUUUGGACCAAAAACGGUAACCGGGUUAAGAGUGUCGUCAUCGGAACCGUGUCGUUCACUUGUUAAUAACUAGCAGGCAAUGGCGACAUGCGGAGAAGGGACUCCUCAGUGGAAAACAACGAUUAUUGUCAGCACAUCGCUUCAGAGCCACGAAAUAAUUAGGAUGCUAAACGCUCAGCAGCACCGCAUCAGGUUUUCAGACAGUGUUCAUCCCGGAGCCUUCAUUUUUCCUCUAUCAGGUACUGCAUUCCUGAUGGUUGACCCACAAGACCUCCCAGAGCCCUCUGAAGAAUCAGGAGUCUUUGAGAGGAUAAAGAAAUUUGUGCAAGUCCACCGCAACUGCUUUUUACUCCUUCAUUCACCAUUUAAAGGAAAAAAGGAACUGGAAACGCUGACUGUGAUUCAAAACAGAUUCUUUGGCAGCAAUCUCAGGAUCCUGCCUGUGCAAAACACUGAUGAAAUUGUUAAAGGGAUGUUAACAAUUGCCAAGGCCACCAGUAAACCCCAUGUAGACAGCAUCCGGGACCGGAUCUCUCUGGCUCGGGCUCACAUCAUUGAAAGCAGUCCUGUGUGGGAGAUGUUAAGAGACAUGCUGCAAAACUCGGCAGCUCUGAAUGUGAACGGCAGAAAGAAAAACACCAAACCCUUCCGUGGAGAAAAACAUCAGAGACCUGCACCUGCAUCUUAAACAGGAUUAAACCAUGGGUAUGCCUCAAAGCCUAAUAUUUCUUUUUCCACUUCAGCACACUGUGCAUCUUUUAUAAUAAUACAGUUUCCACUGCCAAACAUAAUCUUGUCAGUGAUACAUUCUGUAGAGUGAUUUAUUUCCAUAAACUACUGCUGAUACAAUUUGAUUAAGCAAUUUCCUGUGCUGACAGGGAACAGUCAUUUUUCCUGCUAUGCGGCCAUGUGAGUGAGUGUGUGGUUGUGUAUGUCUGUCUGUGUGCGGUGUCUGCAUGCAUCUGGUCAGUCCAGGGUGCAUCUGGAGCAGAGGUCCACCCACACAUGCUUUCAGCAGGGGACCCCUCUCCCCUCUUAGAGGUCAGAUAAGACAAACCAAGCUUUGUUCUGGACUGAAACAAUGCAUCACAGUCUCAAACCUUGACUGUUGAACGAAAGCUGCCUUAUGAGUCACAAGAACUACUCAAGAGCAGAGGGUCUUUGAACAUUACAUAUGAAAUACAAAGUAUUAGAAUGGUGAACACAUCAGGGAUUUUGCUGACAAGGGCAGAAAAAAUGUACGUUUCUUCCUUCGUGCAACAGAAACUGUGUUUCUUGUAAGCAGAGCGGAAGAAAACAGCAAUUUUGCGGAGGCCUCAGCAACUGUGAUUAAUAUCCUAGGCUAGUUGCACCCAUGCAAUGAUGACUACUUCUGUUAAAUUACAUAAUAACACUGUGUAUGUUCACAGCUCCUUCCCAGCACUUCCCCAUUUAAACAUUCAGCAACAAGAACAACAGAAACUCCGUCCCUACAGAAGACAUUAGUCUUUUGCAUGAUUAUUUUAAUUAACAGAAACUUUACAGUAAAAUAUUUCUCUGUGUCAGUCAUCUAAGUAACAAAAAUAAAUGGGCUUGAAGUCUCUAUGGUUAUAACAAACGUAUGACUAUAAAUGCUGAGCACCUAGCUGUUCUGGCACAGCUACUGGUUGUCAGUUUUCCUAAAUGACCCAAAGAAGCCUUCAGUUGGAGGAGAAUUCAACAAAACUUCCAUUAACAGCAGUCAGUGCAUAAAGAUAAAAAGCACCAACUGUAGAUCCCCAGUAACUUUCAAUCUGUUGCAGCUGCACUGAGUCGUUUAACAUCAGGACACAUCAGGCUUUCUGCUGAGUCACCACUAUCCCAGACUUGUGGCUACAAUCAGGUGGUCCAACACACACCUGGCACAGUUUUACACAACAAACAACAAUCACUGUGUAUGUCCACAGUCUUUGUGCAGUUUAAAUCAGACUGCCACUGCCACUGUCUGGGCACAGGAUUAUUACGGGGCUUAACAGAGUAACUGUAGAAACAAGCAAGCUAAAAUUAGCGUCAAAUAUCAACGUCUGAAAUAACAAGUUCAAGGGCAACCCCGCAGGGUCACUGAGGACAGAGAUAGCCUUAAAAUUAUCACUGGACCAAGUAAACAGUCACACAAACUGGGCCUUUGUAACAUUUGAGCCAGGGAGAUUCAAAUGGCAGCAAAAAAUUAUAAAUACAAUUAUAAUAACAACAAAACAAAUCAGCCAUGAUUUGAAAUAUGUUAAGUUAAACAAUUUCAAUGCAGAAACAGCAGCAUCAUUGGACCCUUUUUUGCAACCUAGAAUAAAUGUCAUGGAGUUUUGUCUUUAAGUGUGUAGAGGUUUAUACAGGUUUGAGACUAGAAGGAGACGCAAAUCCCUUUGGUGUUUUGCGAGGAAUGGCAACAAAUUCUACUAAAUCAAAUAUGCACAGCUAUUUGUUUUGGUGACCCCGUGUGAGUAAAGGAGCAGCUGAGAGAAGGCUCUUAACCUUGUCUUCAAGGCAUCAGAUGUCUAUUUGUAAGCUAGUAAAAUAGCCCAGGCUGAAUAAGCUCUUAAGCAGGUCUGCAUAUGAUCAGCCGUCACCUCACAGGUAGUCAUGUGCACAAG
Molecule: messenger RNA, 2665 nt
Organism: Oreochromis niloticus (Nile tilapia)
Lineage: Eukaryota; Metazoa; Chordata; Actinopteri; Cichliformes; Cichlidae
Gene: lg23h1orf146
Product: linkage group 23 C1orf146 homolog
Exons: 6
Coding region: 139-747 (202 amino acids)
Biological process (GO): reciprocal meiotic recombination; synaptonemal complex assembly
Cellular component (GO): chromosome
Source: RefSeq, a predicted model, not a curated record